UGCAUACAUGUACAACACACAGUAUCACUCUGUCACCUAUCUCGACUUUGCUCAUGAAACUGGCUCGCCGCUUCACCACCACCUCGAAGGCAGCAAAACCCGACCCGUUUUCCGAAUUCCGGAUCCCCCAUGACCCGAUCGGAGAGCUCCACGGACACUUGAUCAGAACGAAUCAGCACAGAAACCCGAUACCCAUGUCACAAGUGAUCAAAUCUUACGCUCUCUCCCAAACGUCUAUGAACAAAGCCCGUUCGGCUUUCUUCGCAGUAGACAACCCUACACUGCCCAUUUUCAAUCACAUGAUUCGCGGGCUCUGUCAAAGUGAUAGCCCAGUUGAUGCACUCGUCCUGUUUGAUAAAAUGCGUGAGCUAGGAUUGCGUGGCGAUAACCUCACUUUUAUAUUCGUGAGCAAAGCUUGUGCCAGAGCCUCGGAUGUUUCGUGCGGGAAAAGAGUUCAUGCCCACGUUCUUAAACUUGGUUUCGGAUCGUAUCUUUAUCUGUGCAAUGCUCUGAUUUAUAUGUAUGGGUUUUGUGGUGAAUUGGGUUUUGCAAGAAGGGUGUUCGAUGAAAUGUCUGAAAGGGAUUUGGUUUCUUGGAACUCGUUGAUCUGUGCGUAUAGUCAAUGUGCAAAGUAUGAGGAGGUGUUGGGUCUUUUUGACGCGAUGAAAGUUGAAAAUGUGAAGGCUGAUUCUGUGACUAUGGUGAAAGUUGUCUUAGCAUGUAACUAUUUAGGUAGAUUGAAUCUUGUGGAUUCUAUUGUCGAGUAUAUUGAGUAUAACUGUGUUGAAAUUGAUAUGUACUUAGGCAAUACAUUGAUUGACGCGCACGUGAGGUGUGGCUCCUUCGCAUCGGCUCGUGGUCUUUUUGAUAGGAUGACUAAGAGAAACGUUGUUUCUUGGAAUAUGAUGAUUAUGGGAGCUGCAAAAUCAGGGGAUUUAGUUGCAGCCAAGAAACUUUUUGACGAAAUGCCCGAGAGAGAUGUUAUUUCAUGGACUUCUAUGAUCCACGCGUACGCUCAAGCUAACCUGCACGACGAUGCCAUUAGGCUCUUCCAGAGGAUGAUGGUGGCCAAGGUCAAGCCCGAUCAAAUCACGGUAGCUACUGUGCUCUCUGCUUGUGCACAUUUAGGAAGACUCGAUGUGGGUAAAUCGCUCCACGAUUACGUAAGCAGUAACGGUGUAAAAUCGGAUAUUUAUGUGGAGAAUGCUCUGAUAGACAUGUACUGCAAAUGCGGAUCCGUUGAGAACGCACGGAAGGUGUUCAAUGAAAUGAAAGAAAGGGACCCGGUGUCAUGGACUUCAGUCAUAUCUGGUCUUGCAGUGAACGGUGAUUCUGAGCUUGCUCUUGAGCUCUUCUCUAGAAUGUUAAGAGAAGGUAUAAAGCCCGUACAUGGAACUUUUGUUGGGAUAUUAUUGGCUUGUGUUCAUUCGGGUUUGGUGGAUGAAGGAGUCGAAUUUUUCUGCAGUAUGGAAAAAAAUUAUGGAUUGGUGCCGGAAAUUAGGCACUAUGGGUGUAUGGUGGAUCUUUUUUGCCGGGCUGGAAAUCUUCACAGGGCAUAUGAGUUCAUGAAGAAUAUGCCCAUGUUUCCGGAUAUUGUGGUGUGGAGGAAAUUUCUCAGUGCUUGUAAUCUUCAUGGUAAUCUGGUUUUAGCCAAGAUUGCUUCGGACAAGGUUAUUGAGUUGGAUCCGACCAAUGGUGGGAAUUAUGUGCUGUCUUCGAACUCGUACGCAAGUGCAGAGAGAUGGGACGAGGCUAUGAAAAUGAGGGAAUUGAUGGAUAUUGGUGAUGUGAAGAAGCCAUUAGGUUGGAGCUGUAUAGAAACAAAUCAAGAAAUAUCUAGACUUUCGGAAAAUAUGGUAAGUUUUCGAGAAGAAUAAAAUUCGUUGGAGAGCUCGAUUAUUGCAGUUUGGUUAAGUUUAUUGCCG
Molecule: messenger RNA, 1925 nt
Organism: Erythranthe guttata (spotted monkey flower)
Lineage: Eukaryota; Viridiplantae; Streptophyta; Magnoliopsida; Lamiales; Phrymaceae
Product: pentatricopeptide repeat-containing protein At2g29760, chloroplastic
Biological process (GO): RNA modification
Molecular function (GO): RNA binding; protein binding
Source: RefSeq, a predicted model, not a curated record